Molecule: messenger RNA, 606 nt
Organism: Penicillium waksmanii
Lineage: Eukaryota; Fungi; Ascomycota; Eurotiomycetes; Eurotiales; Aspergillaceae
Product: aminoacyl-tRNA hydrolase PTH2
Exons: 3
Coding region: 1-606 (201 amino acids)
Cellular component (GO): mitochondrion; cytosol
Molecular function (GO): peptidyl-tRNA hydrolase activity
Source: RefSeq, a predicted model, not a curated record
AUGGCUGCUCCCGUGCCUUUUGAUCGCGCCCCACCAACGACAACCGCAUACGUGAUUGCGACCGGUAUCAUCGCCGGCCUCGUUGGAUAUUUCAUUGGCCAAGGCGCCUCGCUUGGCCUGUUCCACGAGAAAAAAAACUACGACGUUAAGGUGCACCGCGACUCCUCGGAUGAGGAAGAUGAAGAAGCAGAGGACGAUAGCGAAGAUGAAGGCAACGGCGAGGAACUGGCGCACUUCAAGGAUAACGCCGAGGAGGUGAAGAUGGUGCUGGUCAUUCGGACAGACCUGGGCAUGACCAAGGGCAAGAUGGCCGCGCAAGCCUCUCACGCCUCCCUCUCCUGCUACAAAUAUUCCAAAGAGCACCAGGCCGAGUCCCCGAUCCUGUCGCGCUGGGAACGCGGUGGCCAAGCGAAGAUCGCGCUACAAAUCAAGGGAGAGGAGGAGCUACUGCUGCUACAGGCGCAGGCUAUGAGUCUGGGACUCUGCGCGCGCGUGAUCCAGGAUGCUGGUCGCACGCAGAUUGCUGCUGGUAGCCGGACGGUGCUGGGUAUCCUGGGACCGAAGAGUGUCGUGGACGGCGUGACCGGCCACUUGAAGCUUCUGUGA